This is a messenger RNA of Halichondria panicea, 3920 nucleotides long. RefSeq names its product E3 ubiquitin-protein ligase TRIM45-like. NCBI's taxonomy places the organism in Eukaryota, Metazoa, Porifera, Demospongiae, Suberitida, Halichondriidae. The coding region runs from base 2313 to 3785 and encodes 490 amino acids. The transcript has 3 exons. Gene Ontology annotation, molecular function: zinc ion binding; ubiquitin protein ligase activity. The record is from RefSeq and is a predicted model, not a curated record.
GCUAGCAAGGGAGGCUACUAUUUGAGUGCGGCCUUUAUACAAGAGCGGCCUCUGAUCGAGCAUAUACGGUAAUCAAUUUUUGUUUGGCUUGCUCCAAGAACGUAACAAGACAAGGGUUGCACAGGCCUAGUGUCAACUCGACUUACUGUAGACUGGCUAAGACAAGCUAUAGAUUGUUCUUGUCAUUCUUUAUUUCAUUUUAUUUUCAGGUCGGAAUUCCGACCUGACAAAAAAGUUCAGACUAAAGUGCUCAGAUGGUCUCUCCCCUAGGAAGGGCGGCUGAUUCAUGACACUAUCGGUAUACCCUUCCCAACCUCAGAUUGUCUACGCCCUUGGCAGCAGCAUAACUAUUUUGUAUUUGGUGUGUGAGAUGUCAUUGGCUUAACUUGAUUAGUGGGCAACGUGUGUAGUCUAGGGAACCUAUCACAUGCACAGGUCCAUCAUGUCACAUGUCAUUCACCCCACAAAACACGUGCUACUGAAAAAUUGCCGGUAUAGAGUUACCAGUAGCUGAGGAGUUGAGUUGUAGUGUGUGUCUGAGUGGUUUUAGAGAGCCCAAAGUGUUGCCGUGUUGUCACAGCUUCUGUCUCCAUUGUCUGGAAGAAGCUCACGAGAAAACCGAAGACAAGAAAAGCCUCACCUGUCCUCAGUGCAGAGUACAGCAUCAGGUGCCCCCUAAUGGAGUGAAGGGGUUUCUGAAUGACUACACAUUAAUAACAAGCAAGGAGGACACACACACCCCGGCCACUUGUCAGCAGUGCGAGGAUAACAACAAUGCUGUGGCUUAUUGCAACACUUGCUCCCAUAUCUGUGAUAAGUGCUUAACAGCUCACAAAGAAUUCAAAGUGUUUCAUUUGCACGAAAUUGUGAGCUACGAAAGUGAUAACCAGGAAAGUGAAAGCGAAAUUACUGUUCAACUGAGGAAGGCCUACUACUGUACUGUCCACCCACAGGAGAAUCUCAAGUUUUACUGCAAAACCUGUCUAUCGUUGGUAUGUGUGUACUGUUUUGUGAAUAAUCACAACGGCCAUGACAUUGGAAGCAUCGAUGACAAAAUAAGACAAGAAGUGGAACAAAGUAUCAACGAUCUAGUGAAAGAAACAGAUUCGAAAUUGACAGAGUUCACCGAUAAUAUGAAAUACAUCUCUGCUGUCGAAAAAGAGAAAGCAGAAAUUUCAACUCUACUUAAAGUUGAAGUCGAUAAGAAGGUUGAUUGUCUCAUCCAACAACUUGAAGUAAGGCGUAAAGAACUACACAAGGAGAUUGACGAUGCUUGUACGAAAGACCUCAAAGAAUUGUGGGCACAGAAAGAAUACCACGAGACAGCCAUUACGAGCAUGGAGGGUGCUCUGAGCUUUGCCAGAAGAGCUCUAGCCCGCAAGGAAGACACGGAACUACUGGCCCUCUGUGCACAAGUCACCUCCAGACUGAAAGAGCUGAGUCAGCUAAAAUGGGACAUUCAAGAGACUGAGAAAAUCGAAGCAUGUUUAGUGAAUUGGACGCCUGAAACAUCUGACGAAGUUAGUGUCGGAAAAAUUGUUGCUCAUACUUCUGUUCCGACUAUUAAAAUUGAACCUAUUGAAAUGUCGAAUACUUUCAUAUCAGGAGAAAGGGUUGCUUAUAAUUUGAUGGUAGCUUUCGCCAAUACUCCUAAAAAUUUCCAGCUUAGAGAGCAUCAUGAUCUGAAAAUCAGUGGAUCAGCAUCGUGUGAUGGCUCUAGAAAUAUGUAUAGUUUUACCCAAAGACGACACCUACCACAACAUUUCACAGAGAAUGUUGCCGUGGAUGUUGUGAAGUGUCAAAAUGAAUGGACGGUUAGUUUUUUUCCUUCAAGUGGAACUACACGCAUAACUUUAAACCUGACAGCAAGUGGGCAGUAUUGUUAUCAAUCAGUAUCAGCUACUCUUAAAGUUUAUUUAUGCCAGGCUAUGUAGUGUUAUGUACUUGACUUUUAUCUUUAUUUCUUACGAUGUGUUAUACCAUUUGUUGGUUGUCAUUAGUGAAUCCCAGAAUUUCAAAACCUGUAUUGUGCAAGCACAUCUCACAUCACAUCUAUACUUGUUGCAGUAGCCAUGCUUGCAUAGAAUAGAUAUGUGAGCUUCUUAGAACCCCCAGUAUACAUAAUAUUAUGGGUGAAACGGAAAAGGUUGUGGGAUAUCAGCAACAUUGACAAAUGUGUGUAUGUCUGUAAUGCAUGUGGUUAAUACUACAUUUCCAUAUAUGGGCCCGAGCUGAUUAGUGUGGUACAUGCAUGCACGUCACAUGCAAAAACUAGUCAUGCAUAUGUCACAUAAAACAUGUGCUACUGAAAAAUGGCCAGUAUAGAGUUGCCAGUAGCUGAGGAGUUGAGUUGUAGUGUGUGUCUGAGUGGUUUCAGAGAGCCCAAAGUGUUGCCGUGUUGUCACAGCUUCUGUCUCCAUUGUCUGGAGGGAAUUCACGAGAAGACCAAAGACCACCUCACCUGUCCUCAGUGCAGGACACAGCAUCAGGUGCCCCCUAAUGGAGUGAAGGGAUUUCUGGAUGACUACACAUUAAUACCAAGCAAGGAGGACACACACACCCCGGCCACUUGUCAGCAGUGCGAGGAUAACAACAAUGCAGUGGCUUAUUGCAACACCUGCUCCCACAUCUGCAACGAGUGCUUAACAGCUCACAAGCAAUUCAAACUGUUUCGUUUGCACGAAAUUGUGAGCUACGAAAGUGAUGACCAAGAAAUCGAAAGUACUGUUCUGCCGAAGAAGUCCUACUACUGUACCAUUCACCCUGAGGAAGGUCUCAAGCUGUAUUGCAACUCGUGUAUGACGUUGGUGUGUGUACACUGUUUUGUGAGCGCUCACAAUGGUCACGAUAUCAGGAGCAAUGAUGGAGCAAGAAUUAAAGCAGAAGAGACCAUCAAUGAAUUAGUUGAGACCACUGAAUCCAAGUUGAAAGAAUUUGAAGCUACGUGUAAUAAUAUGAAAUACAUCUCGUUUGUUGAAAAGGAGAAAUCAGAACUUUUAACUACACUUAAAGCUCAAGUCGAUAAGAAAGUUGAUGGUCUCAUCCAACAACUUGAAGCAAGGCGUAAAGAACUACUCAAGAAGAUUGACGAUACUUGUACGAAACUCCUCAAAGAAUUGUGGGCACAGAAAGAAUACCACGAGACAGCCAUUACGAGCAUGGAGGGUGCUCUGAGCUUUGCCAGAAGAGCUCUAGCCUGCAAGGAAGACACGGAACUAUUGGCCCUCUGUGCACAAGUCACCUCCAGACUGAAAGAGCUGAGUCAGCUAAAAUGGGACAUUCAUGAGACUGAGAAAAUCGAAAUAAUUGCUGUGGAAUGGAAGCCUGCAACAUAUUUCAAUGUUAGUAACCGUGUCGGGAAGAUUUCUACUCGUUCUAUCCCAACUAUUGACAUUGAACCUAUUGAUAUGCCGACCACCUUUAAACCAGGGGAAGAGUUGACAUUUAAAGUGACAGCAACUUUUCCCAAUACUCUUAAAAAUUUCCAGCUUGAAGAGGACAAUGAUGUGAAGCUCAAUGUAUCAGCGAUGUGUUCAGGCUCUAGAGAAGAAUAUACUGAAUGUGGAUACUAUUCAAAGCACCAAAAGUCCUUCAAAAAGGAAGCUGACAGGCGAACAGUUACUAAAACAGUUACUAAAAGUCAAAAUGAAUGGACGAUUAGUUUUUAUCCUCCAAUUGGAACCUGCAACAUUUCUUUGACCCUAACAGGAAGUACAUGUAUGCAGUUUGGACGCCAAUCACUAAUUACAACUCCUCUACGUUUUGAUUUAAUACCUAUAUCCUGAAUUGACAUUUAUUUAAGAAUUGACCUUUAUGUACACGUACAGUUUAUGCAAGUGAAUCCUCAAUGGCAGGAAUAGCAACAUUAUUAUAUUUUACAAAACCUGUGCUGUGAGUUAUUAUUAAUUUGUUAGUAAUCA